AUGUCAAGUAACGAGCCUAAAGAGCCGGUUGAGGUGUCCGCCAAAAACUCCGCGGAAAGGCAGGUCUCACAUCAAAAAUACCCUGCAACUGAUUUGAGACACAAGGGCGGAUUGCUAUCUGUGGAGACUGAGACUGUUGACACCGCUGGUAUUCACAUAUUGCCACUGACUCACCAGCAAGGCAUGGUGAAUUCGGAAAAUCUCUCACUCGCAAAUUUGCCGAGCGGUACCAGCACCCAGGCUCAUUCUACGCCGUUGCUGUCACCCGCUCUUGACACAACAUCAUCUAUGAGCUCCGCGAAUAACAGCACUACACACGGAGCUAUGAACGGUCCUGCUGCCGAUCUUCAUAACACACUGAGAUCGAAGAGAUCCAUUAUUGAGCCUUCUCUUUUCAACGGGAAUGAAGAUAUUGAUGGCCAUUCUACAGGUGAUAGAGCAGCUUCUGGCCCAAAGAUCGCUUCCAAUCCCAAUUCAGUCAGACUACAGAAGAAGAGCGCGGCCACAGGAAUGGGACCCGUGAGGACACAGACAUCUACUUCUACCAACAGCAAUCACCCGAUCAAAUCUGCCACGCGAGUAGAUUUCUUUGCGGCCAGGGUUCACGAUGCCAUCAAGAAUGAUAAGGGAGAAAGCUCGGAUAGCGAUGAGACCUUUGUAUACGAUAAUGCUCCGCAGCAGGGAACAGCGGCUGACGUAUCGGCCCAGAUGCCGGCGAGAGAUCUCAAACAACCGUCUAUUGCAGGGUCGACGGGUGUUUCUGGGGUUGCCACGGUGGGGUCUUCAAAUGUGACAGGUACGAACUCGGGCGUUGCCAGUAAGACUGGCUCUGUGGUUGGCUUGGCGAGUGUUACGGCAACUCAGCGGAGCCAACAACUGCUAGGUAAGAAGGACAUGGUGGAUUCGCAGAGUAUCUACAGUGUAAGUGAUUCCUUUGUGCCGAGUGGUAACACGGCGUAUGGGUCCACUACCAGUAAUGAGAUGCCAAAUAGUGGAUCGAAGCACUCACAGCAGAAGACCUUCAAAAACUUGAGGGAUUUUGCCGAUAGCCCGAUGGGCUCCGAUGAUGACCAGGUGGACGAGUUGAACGACGGCAAAGAGGCCAUCUCUCCGUUUACGAAGGGUAACCAAGGUUCCAUCAGAAGCAACAGGCGGUUUUCAAAGGGGAACGUUGCGGAUAAGAUUUCACUGAGUCCGAAUAGCCCUGCAAAUCGGGUCGGAGAGGGCAACGAGUCCUCUAAGGCUCCACAGCUUCGCGCAAUCACCUCAAAGUUGUUUGAUUCCAAAGGAACACUGCCAAGGAGGUAUUCGGGCGUUGAUUUCAACGCUUUCAACGACGAAGACUUGGACGAAGAUGAUUUUGAUUUUGUGGCUGAUCCCGAUGAGGAAUCCGAGCUUGAGUUUGGCAGCUAUGGAAAGGGAGGGUAUGCCGAUCUCCGGAGGAAUCUGAGCAGCAUGAGUUAUCCAAAUAAUGGUUAUGGAAGCCUGGAUAGCGAUGGAAAUGGCACUAAACUCGAUAAACCAAGAAGAAUGAUCAGGCGGAAGAAAGCCAAUACUGGCAUGUACUAUUCUCCACACAACUUCACAGGUUCUCGAAGUGCAAGAUGGAGACAGGUCAAGAACUUUUGCUAUACUCUGGGUCUAAUCAUGCUGCUUCUCUCAGUUGGAUUUGUAUCCGGCUUUCUACUGGCUACUACUAAAGACCUCCAGGAUGUUAAAAUCACAGAGAUUCAGGAUAUUAUUAUCUCCCAAGAGGAGCUUGUUUUCAACGUGGGCGUACAGGCUUUCAAUCCAGGGUUCUGGAGCAUAGUGGUAAGCGAGGCGGAAAUCGAUGUUUUUGCACAGACAGCCUUUUCUAAAGUGAAGGCUAAAGACUGUCCAAAGGAAACCGAUCCAAACAAGCCAUUGGUGCCAAUUCCAAAGGUUGACGAGGCUGACAACGGCGCUUUGGAGACAGUGUUGCUAGGAACAGUCAGAUCGUUCGAGAUGCCUUUGGUGUUCCAGGGAGGAUUCUUCACUAGACAGAAGUCGCAGAGCAUGACCGAGAUCAAGCUGCUGGAUCCAUGUUCAAAGGAUGAAGACAAAAAUGGAGAAGAUCAAAAUGACGGGAAGCCACCAGUCGAGGCGAAUGAAAAGGUGCUUACAGGAUUGAAUGAUGGCAGAGAAAACGCGGAUGGCCGUUCGAGAGACAUGCAGGGUACAUAUUACGAGACCUUUGGCUCCGAAAGUUGCGAUAUCAACGAUAUCCCCGGCCGCAAGAAAUGGUCGCACAUCUCGAAACACCCAUUCGACUUGAUUAUCAGAGGAGUUCUCACCUACAGACUCCCUCUUUCCGGAAGCAACAGCACCAUAGGGGUCAACAAGGUUGUCAGCAUUGACCCAGAUAAGCCCAUAGACCCAAUCAAGACCUGGGAAGAAUGGCACUGA
Molecule: messenger RNA, 2427 nt
Organism: Kuraishia capsulata CBS 1993
Lineage: Eukaryota; Fungi; Ascomycota; Pichiomycetes; Pichiales; Pichiaceae
Exons: 1
Coding region: 1-2427 (808 amino acids)
Biological process (GO): protein localization to vacuolar membrane; vacuole inheritance; positive regulation of phosphatidylinositol biosynthetic process
Cellular component (GO): PAS complex; fungal-type vacuole membrane
Source: RefSeq, a predicted model, not a curated record